UUGUUCAAGAAAUGGAGAAAGCAGAGAAUUUAUUACAAGCAUUCAUCCUGAAUCCAGUAAUUGGGCCAGAGCCAAUCACUGGAUCUUCCCGCAUGAAGUCAGGAACCACAACUAGGAUCUUAUUGGAUGUUUUAUCUGUGGUUGCUGCCCUUGACUACCCACAUUACAUGAUUGCCCAACUGGUGAACCUUUAUGAAGCUGCCUGUCACAGUGUCUAUAAGGCCCAGCCACAGCUGGUGUGUCUAAUACAGCUGGCAGCUUCCUGUUUGUUGAGUGGAGGCCAUGUGUACUACAUUGGCAGGGAAGGCCCUGGGCUCACAGCCAUGAUUGAUGCCUCUGAGUGUCUGCCCACCUUUGGAGCAUCAUUCAAUGAUAUUCGAGGCUUUGUUGAUGGUGGAUAUAAUCAACUUGACAACAAUGAGGGAGACCUGAUCUCACUGGAAGACUUUACCCAGGACAUCCAACCACACCUGCAGGUCAAUGACCUGGUAGUGUUCUUAGAUCCAGAUGAGCUGCACAGGUUUGAGCCAAGCAUGUCUGCCAUGCCAUGCAGGAAAGUGGCAGUGCUGCUGACACAAGAAGAUGUUUCCCAAGGAGUUCCAGUUUGUGACUUCGUGUUAAACAUCAAUUUGGACUUACCACAUCUGAAAACCUGGACAGCAGAGUCAGGGAAGAAUCUGGUUUACCAGCUGGCAAAAGAAAUCUCCUUCAAAUGGCUCCUAAAUUGCUUAUCCACGGCGGCGCAUGUCCUCAAGGGUAAAGUUUUCCAAAAUAGCAUGGUGGACGUUCGUGUCGGCAACUCCAAACUCUUUGGCAGGGCUGCCAGGAUCAUACAGAAAUACUGUGGCCUGAGUGUACAAGAGGCAACUGAGUACCUGCUGAGAUCUAUUUAUGGAACAGAUGCACUGACUCCGGAGCAGAGAUCCGGACAUGUUGUCAACCAUGUCCUAGUAGCCUCACAACAAGACAAG
This is a messenger RNA of Candidula unifasciata, 971 nucleotides long. The record is from the annotation of a GenBank genome assembly. NCBI's taxonomy places the organism in Eukaryota, Metazoa, Mollusca, Gastropoda, Stylommatophora, Geomitridae.